UCCAAGGGUGACUCCUAGGGCAAAUUAUUAUAGUAUAAUUUUUAAAACACGCAUUUUUUAUAGAUACUCUGCCAACUGAACAGAAUGACUGAUUCGUGCCUGCAGCUGCUCCUUGUCUUGAUGGUAACAGGGCUGUCAACGUGUGUGGCACAAGUGUGCGGCAGGCCUCCGCUAGGUAAACGCAUUGUGGGAGGAGUUGAAGCAUCAGCAGGUGCGUGGCCAUGGCAAGUGGACAUUCAGAUGGGAGCCAACGGUCAUGUUUGCGGUGGAUCCAUAAUUGCAAAAAAUUGGGUCCUCUCUGCUGCACACUGCUUUCCCAACCCCUCAGAAGUGUCUUCAUAUCGCCUGUACAUGGGACGCCAUCUGCUUAAUGGCUAUAACCAGUUUGAGAUGGUCAGUCAGGUGCAGCGGGUGGUUGUUCCAGAAGGAUACUCAAGUCCUCAGGAGGGCAGAGAUGUAGCCUUAGUGCAGCUGCGCUCUCCGGUCACCUGGUCAGACAGGAUUCAACCUGUGUGUCUGCCAUAUGCUGGCUUCCAGUUCAACAGUGGAACCUUAUGCUACGUUACGGGCUGGGGACACGCUCAAGAGGGCGUCUCCCUCACUGGAGUUGGGGCGCUACGGGAAGUGGAAGUGCCCAUUAUCGACCAGUCUUCCUGCCAAUCAAUGUAUCAGAUUUUGUCAUCUGAUUUAGUAACAGUUGACGUCCUAUCAGACAUGAUCUGUGCUGGAUAUAUGGAGGGAGGCAAGGAUUCCUGUCAGGGGGACUCUGGAGGGCCUCUGGUUUGUCCUGUUGGCAAUGGGACGUGGAUUCAGGCAGGAGUUGUGAGUUUUGGACUUGGGUGUGCUCAGAAGAACCGACCAGGUAUCUACUCCAGAGUCUCAAGCUUUGCGAGCCUCAUCCGCACCACAGUUCCAGAAGCUCCCUUUUUUGGUCAUGCCUGGAGGAGUGAAAGUCAAACAACUCUGGUUCUAGGCCUCUCUAUUGCGUUAGUAGUCUUUUGGAGAUAGUAGAUUCCUUAAGUAGAUGCAAUGUACAAGUUAAACACAGUCUUACAUUUUUAAACACCACCAGUUUUGUCUGUGGGGCAUUGAUUUGCCAUGUUUUUGAAUGCUGUUGUGGUGCAAAAAUGUAAUCAAUGCAAAGCUUCAGAGGUGUUGCAGAUUAUUUUUUAAUAAUGUAAUAUGUACCAUGU
Messenger RNA from Rhinichthys klamathensis goyatoka, 1193 nucleotides. Its product is annotated as serine protease 33. The record is from RefSeq and is a predicted model, not a curated record. The transcript has 6 exons. Gene Ontology annotation, molecular function: serine-type endopeptidase activity. The coding region runs from base 85 to 1008 and encodes 307 amino acids. NCBI's taxonomy places the organism in Eukaryota, Metazoa, Chordata, Actinopteri, Cypriniformes, Leuciscidae. Gene Ontology annotation, biological process: proteolysis.